Messenger RNA from Biomphalaria glabrata, 1620 nucleotides. Its product is annotated as peptide methionine sulfoxide reductase MsrB-like. Bases 344 to 883 code for a protein of 179 amino acids. Gene Ontology annotation, molecular function: peptide-methionine (R)-S-oxide reductase activity. The record is from RefSeq and is a predicted model, not a curated record. Gene Ontology annotation, cellular component: cytoplasm. Gene Ontology annotation, biological process: protein repair; response to oxidative stress. The transcript has 6 exons. NCBI's taxonomy places the organism in Eukaryota, Metazoa, Mollusca, Gastropoda, Planorbidae.
UGAUUUUUCUUUUUAACUUGGCAUUUCUUUCAAUAUCUUUAAAAAAUUUAUUGUUUUUUUUACUUAAAAUCGGCAAAAGUAUGCCAAAAUAUGUUUUAAGUUAGCCUACUACAUAUUAUAGGCUCGUCUAAUUCACAAAUGCACUAGCCAUGUUGACAUGUAGGCCUAUUAUAUUAUUAAAUUAAUUAAAAAGUUGAGUUCCUGACUUAUUGCAAAUGGCUGAUGGCUUAUAUCCGCAGAUGAAACGAACACACCAUCGGUGUCUUCACUAUGGCAUCGUGUAGCACUAAAUCAAUCAAAAAUUGUUUCGCAGUAGUGACUCAUAAUCUACAGGAUUAGCAUCAUGUUAAAAGACUCACCUAUUUGUUCUUUGAUGAGAACUAUUUUAUUGGCAUCCAUCUUGUGUUUAGGAUUGUCAGACACCACUGGAACUGCUCGUCCAGGGAAAAUACAAUUAUCAGAUGAAGAGUGGCAGGCCAAAUUGACCAGACAAGAAUACAUUGUAUGUAGAAAACAUGGAACAGAAACGGCCUGGUCAGGAGAACUUUUAGAAAACAAAGCCAAAGGAAUAUAUUCAUGCACUUGUUGUGGCACAGCACUCUUCAACUCAUCCUUCAAAUUUGAUUCAGGUUCAGGCUGGCCAUCAUUUUUUGAUGUAUUAAAAGAUAAAGAUGUCUCUGAGUUACCUGCCGUAGAUUUUAAAACUGAUACAAGUCAUGGCAUGGUACGUACUGAGGUCCUGUGUGGCAAGUGUGAUGCACAUUUAGGUCAUGUUUUUGACGAUGGACCUCAGCCUACAGGUUUACGCUACUGCAUUAACGGUGUUUGCCUUAAAUUUAAACCAGAUGCAAAGGGAGGUGAUAAAAAGAAAACCGAUCUCUAACCAAUCAAACUUCAGUGCUGGAAAACUGACUCCAGAUCUGACCAAUGGUCUUUGUUUCUCUGCAAUAAACUUGCUACAUAUUGUUACUAGAAUAUCAUGUUCAUUGAUGUUUAUGUUCAUCAUUGUGAUGAUUUCCUCUAGUAGCACAACAAGCAAACAUUCAGUUUGUGAUAAUGACUCAGUAAAUGGUUAACAAAAUACACACUUUCUCAACUUCUUUUUGGCAAUCUGUAUCACUGCACUGCCGUUAUACUUAGCAUAAAGGAUUUAUAAAAUAAAUUAUAACUUAUAGAUAGGAAAUUUUAUUUUUCUGGGAAAAGGAAUAGAAUUACAUGGGAAAAAAAUAUGACAACUAGUCUAAAUACUUGAUAUUAUAUAUCAACUAGAAAUCUUACACACACCAAAAAAAACCCAUUAAUCUAAAAAUAUGGUCUCCAACAGAAUUUAGCUUUAUAUAAGGUUACAAAAGUACAGAAUGUCGCAAGCCAUUAUCAAUCCAGUUUGUAUUUUAAAUCUUCUUUUUUUGAAAAUGUAGUUUUGUAUAUUUUUUAUUAUAUAAUUUGAAGAGUAUAGCUAAAACAAUUAUUAUUUAAACUCAAAUAUCACUGCAGUAGCUAUUGUGUAAAUCUUUGUUGACAUUGCAGAUAUACCUCUUUAGUUAUUUAUUGAUAAUACAUUGGAUUUAACUUGCUUGUUAAGUGUACAGAUUUACUAAUAAAAGCUUUUAAAAUUAUAAA